AUAGAAAAAAAAAAGAAAGAAAAGAAAAGAAAAGAAAGCAACAACCAAUAUAUAAUAAUAAAUACGGACAUAUCCUUGGGCUUUGCGGUACCUAUAUUUCCCUCUUCCGGCGGGAAACGAUGAUUUGGGAAAAGGCUUUCCCUCUCUUUAGGAGUUGAAAUCUUUGAAAGCCCUAGGCAUCAUCACCAGAGAGAGAGAGAGGGAGAGGGAGAGGGAGAGGGAGAGGGGCUUGUCUUCCAUGGCGUUGCUAUCUCUCCACGAAUUCAAGCACGAAGAAGAGGAAAUCGACAGUGGUGGUCCGAGACGGUACGUUCCCCUCCUCCACGUCUACUCCGCCACGGAUCCCUGCGUCAUCACCCCCAGCGGAUCCUCCAACGUCAUGUCGAAGAAGGUCAAGGCCCGAAAAUUCCACCCUUCCGCCGCUUCCGAAUUUUUUGAUUCCGACCACUCCGAAAAGAAGCCUCCGCCUCCUCCUCCGCCCCUCCGUGUCUACUACCGCCGCACGAAGAGACCCCGGCAUUGCCCUGCAAAUAAGCCCUCCCUUUUCGAUUCUCUUGAAUCAGGGUUGAAACUGGACGCUGAUGGGAUCGAAGGAGGAGAAGACCGUUUUGUUUCUGAUGACGAUCAGCCUGUUCUGGCCUUGGAUUCGGUUAGGGUUGCGAGAGCCUUCAAAAAACGGAAGAAUGCAGAGAAACAAGAGCUGGUCAAUUUGGGGGUUAUUAAUUCAAGUCCCAAUCUUGCUGGGCCCCAGCUAAGGGAAAGCCGAGUUCGGGAGAAGAGCAGCUCUGCUCGGAUGAGGAAAUGCAAUUCAUCUGAUGAACAAAGGAAGCCAGACGGGCACAAGCAUUCUUCUGGUUCUGAUUUGGCAAAGAAAUGGGUCGAGUUGGAUUUGGAGCAUUUUGAUCCACAAGCAGUCAUCGGCUUGAAAUGCAAGGUGUACUGGCCAAGGGACGAUGAAUGGUAUGCAGGUUCUGUUGCUGGGUAUAACUCAGAGACCAAGCAGCACCAUAUUGAAUACAAAGAUGAUGAAAAUGAAAGUCUAGUCCUUGUGGAUGAAAAGAUGAAAUUCUAUAUUUCUCGUGAGGAGAUGCUUCAUUUAAAGUUACAAUGUAGCUCUCCAAACAAGGUGAAGAAAGGCCUGAAUUAUGACGAGAUGCUUGUGUUGGCUGCUGAUAUUGAUUACUGCCAAGAUUUGGAGCUUGGGGAUAUCAUAUGGGCCAAACUUACAGGGCAUGCCAUGUGGCCUGCUAUUGUUGUCAAUGAUUCACAUAUUGAUGCAAAAAGGUGUCUAAAGCCAAGGUUGGGAGAGAGAGUUCCUGUGCAAUUUUUUGGGACCCAUGAUUUCGCAAGGAUCAAUGUGAAACAGGUCAUUUCAUUUCUCAGAGGCCUCCUCUCUUGCUACCAUUUGAAGUGCAGGCAUACACGUUUCAAGCAAAGCUUAGAAGAAGCAACCAUGUACCUCCGUGAAGGAAAACUUCCAUACAGAAUGCAAAAGCGGCAGAAGGGCAAUAAGGCUGAUGAUGAUGAGAGUGCAAGUGGGGAGGAUGAGGGAAUGCCAGAUUCUAGUGAAGAUUAUACAGGAGACGAACGCACACAGAAAUGCAUGACGUCUUGCCCAUUUGAAAUUGAAGAUCUUCGUGUUGUGAACCUUGGAAAGAUUGUGACGGACUCGGAAUUUUUUCACAACACGCGACACACCUGGCCAGAAGGAUAUACUGCUGUAAGGAAGUAUAUUUCAACAAUAGAUCCGAGUAUAAUUACUUCCUAUAAGAUGGAGGUGUUGAGAGAUCCUGAAUCAAAAGCUUGGCCAUUAUUUAGAGUAACAUCGGACAAUGGAGAGCAGAUUGAUGGGUCAUCUCCAUCUGUUUGCUGGAAAAAAAUCUACAGAAAGAUAGACAAGAUCCAAAAUAAUUUGUCUAAUGGAUGUAAAGCUGAAAACGGUGGUAGUAGACUCCAGAAGCCUGGCUCUUAUAUGUUUGGUUUUUCAAUAAGAAAAAUUUCUAAACUCAUACAGGACUUGAGAAAUUCCGAUCUGUGGUCAAAACCCUUCAGUCGCAAGAUAGCUUCUAACUGCCAUCGGGAUCAGCCUAACGGCUAUAGGCCUGUUCGUGUUGACUGGAAAGAUCUGGACAAGUGCAGUGUUUGUCACAUGGAUGAGGAGUAUGAGAACAACUUGUUCCUGCAGUGUGAUAAAUGCCUGAUGAUGGUCCAUGCCCGAUGCUAUGGUCAAUCAGAACCAUUAGAUGGGGUACUUUGGUUAUGCAACUUAUGCAGGCCCAAAGCACCCACACCUCGUCCACCUUGUUGCCUUUGUCCAGUUAUAGGAGGUGCUAUGAAGCCUACAACUGAUGGGCGCUGGGCUCAUCUGACUUGUGCAAUGUGGAUACCUGAAACUUGCCUUAAAGACAUCAAGAAAAUGGAGCCCAUUGAUGGACUGGACAGGAUCAAUAAGGAUCGUUGGAAGCUUUUAUGUAGUAUUUGUGGUGUUUCUUAUGGAGCUUGCAUCCAGUGCUCAAAUAGUACUUGCCGUGUAGCUUAUCAUCCUCUUUGUGCACGUGCUGCUGAUCUUUGUGUAGAGCUGGAGGAUGAGGACAGAAUCCAUCUCAUGUCCGUUGAUGAGGAUGAUGAUCAGUGCAUUCGUCUACUUUCUUUCUGCAAGAGGCAUAGGCAACCAUCUCAUGAACGUUCACCGUCUAAUGAACAGAUAGGGCAAACUGUGAGAAACUGCUCCAGCUACACUCCCCCCUCUAAUCUAUCUGGCUGUGCUCGCACUGAGCCUUAUGAUUUCUUUGGGAGAAGGGGACGUAAAGAACCUGAAGCCCUUGCUGCUGCAUCUGUGAAAAGGUUGUUUGUGGAGAACAGGCCAUAUUUGGUUAGUGGGUACCGUCAAAAUGGAUCCUUGGGCAAUGUUCCCUCUUGCAAUGAACUUGUUCUUUCAAGCAUCCCUUCAAGCAUUCAAAAGUUGAAAAUGCCUCGAUCUGAUACGCCAAAGAGCAUUCUUUGCAUGGCUGAAAAGUACACAUACAUGAGGGAAACCUUUAGGAAACGUCUAGCAUUUGGAAAAUCUGGAAUACAUGGGUUUGGCAUCUUUGCAAAGCUUGCACAUAGUGCAGGGGACAUGGUCAUUGAAUACACGGGUGAACUUGUUAGACCUCCAAUUGCAGACAUACGGGAACAUUUUAUAUACAAUUCACUAGUGGGUGCUGGGACAUACAUGUUCAGGAUAGAUGAUGAGCGUGUCAUUGAUGCUACGAGGGCAGGGAGCAUUGCUCAUUUGAUCAACCACUCUUGCGAGCCUAAUUGUUAUUCAAGAGUGAUAAGCGUUCAUGGUGAUGAGCAUAUAAUCAUAUUUGCAAAAAGAGAUAUCAAGCAGUGGGAAGAAUUGACAUAUGAUUACAGAUUUUUUUCAAUAGAUGAACAACUUGCUUGCUAUUGUGGAUUCCCAAGAUGCCGGGGGGUUGUCAAUGACAUUGAAGCAGAGGAGCAAGUUGCCAAGAUUUGUGUACCGCGAUCUGAAUUGAUUGAUUGGAGGGGAAAAUAAGGGUUCGUAAAAUAAAAUCAUCUGUUGCCCUUCUGGAUACUUAUUAUCACCAUUCAACUAUGGAAUUGCACGUUGAGAGCCGAAACCGAGUCAACAGCCAGGCAAUUCAUAGUGGAGAUACUUGAACUGGAAGCCAGCAUCCGAGUCAGAAAAUACAGCAGAAAAUACAAUGUAUUGAUUUUGGUCUCGUGGACUACCUGUUCUUCUGCCACAUACAUUUUUGAACUCCAGUACUGCAACUAUAGGAUUCAAUGGGUGCAUCCAUUCAGAAACUCUAGUAUGGAACGCCUCCUUCCUUUUCUACCAUUGAGUUUCCAAAUUGGAGUUGUAUUAUCUACCCAUGCAUCAGAAUGGCAGAACCUUCCUGUACCUAACUUAUAGAAGGAAAAUUAGCUGAACUUGAGCUCAUGUACAUUGUACAGUUUUGACGAUUAUCUAAAAAGCAGGUCUACAUCUUUGUUUGAACAUUUACAGACCCAAUUGGUGUCUGUAGCCAAUGAGUAGGGGACCAAAAAAAAAAAAAAAAGAAGAAAAAACAAAUUUCAGAAGUACGCUAAAUGUAAAUGUAAUCUCUUCAUAUUCUCCUAUCAUCAUUCCGGCUGCCUAAUGACUGAAAUUUUGUUUUUGGAUU
Molecule: messenger RNA, 4172 nt
Organism: Magnolia sinica
Lineage: Eukaryota; Viridiplantae; Streptophyta; Magnoliopsida; Magnoliales; Magnoliaceae
Product: histone-lysine N-methyltransferase TRX1-like
Exons: 27
Coding region: 239-3541 (1100 amino acids)
Biological process (GO): regulation of transcription by RNA polymerase II
Cellular component (GO): chromatin; nucleus
Molecular function (GO): protein binding
Source: RefSeq, a predicted model, not a curated record